Molecule: messenger RNA, 1016 nt
Organism: Pogona vitticeps (central bearded dragon)
Lineage: Eukaryota; Metazoa; Chordata; Lepidosauria; Squamata; Agamidae
Source: RefSeq, a predicted model, not a curated record
ACAGUGAUAAACACAUAUUUAUUAGUCUGUACUAACCAGUCGCCUUCUUUUUGAAGAGGAAACGAAGACCGUCUAAUCGUGUGGCAGUCUGCUGUCCUUCGGCUUCUGAUUAUGAAACCCACUUCUUGACAACAUCAGCAAUAAAGUGGGGGCCGUUAUCAGAGGACUGUCCAUCUCGGGGGACCCCAUGGUGGUGAAUAAUGUCAUUGAACAAGACCCGAAUGACCUCCUCAGGCCAUCCUAUCAAGGUGAUGAAGGACAAAUCAUCGGUUGAAUGAGGGACUUCAGUGAACCCAGCCCGUAAGACUUGACCCUUAUCUUUGUGACAAUCUGCUCCAGAGGAUACCAUGGGUCAGACCUAUUCGGAUGAGGCCGAGCCAAAACCUGGGGACAUGAUUGAAUUUUCCCGGCCCGUUUACAAGCAUUAUGCCAUCGCCGUUGACAAGGAACAUGUGGUCCAUCUGACAAGUGCGGAGACAAAUGGUUCCUCCCAAUAUUCUUCAUUUGUCAGUGGCCUCAAAGCAGUGGUGAAGCUUGAACGCCUUUCCCAAGUGGCAGGGAUCUGCAAAUACCAGAUUAAUAACAAGUAUGAUGAAAAUUAUAAGCCCAGGCCACUGAACAAGAUUGUCCAAGAUGCACUCUCCCUGGUUGGGCAGGAGAUGGAUUAUAACCUGCUGAAGGAGAACUGUGAACAUUUUGCCUCCAGCCUGCGCUAUGGCAUCCCGGAAAGUAAACAGGCUAAGGAUGUCAUAAUUGCUGGAUCAACUAUCCUAGGUGUUCUUGGAACUAUUAGUUUGGCAGGUAUUCUUGCAGCAUUGAUCAGCAAGGCAGUUGAGAAAGAGGAACCUGUAGAUGAGUAACUCCUGGAUCAAAACGGAAGAAGCCUGCUGGCCGGAUUCUGCCCAGGAGGAUCCUGCUGGCCUGACAUCCUGUUUUCUCCCUUCCUGGGAUUCUGGUGCCACUUUUCUGCUUUCCAUGUAUUUGACCAUUUAGAAUAAAAUCUAUGUGAACUCUUA